AUGGGUGCGGUGGGGGCACCAAGGGAGAGCAGAAACCGGGCUGCUUGCAUUCCCUCUGUGGUGUGAAUCACAGUCCAUUCAACCUUCCUAGCUGCCAGUACAAACCCCCUGCAAUUGCUAAUCUGCAGCGUAGAAUUAAGGUGCCACCUAGUGGUUGAAGAUUGGAGAGUAAGAGAAAUAAUAAUAAUAAUAAAACACGAUCUAGAAUCCCGGCCAGUUAAAGCCCUGUUCUGGGUUUACACGAAAACAUAAAAAGAGUCUGCUGGAUCAGGCCUGCAGCCCAUGUAAUCUAGCAUCCUAUUCUCAUAUGGGAUCACCCAGGUGGCCGUGGGAAAUCUGCAAGCUUGACCUGAACCCAAGAGAUACCCUUCCCUCCUGCGAUUUCCACUGGUAUUCGGAAGCUUUGCUUCCUCUGGCUGUGGAAACAGAGCACAGCCAUUGUGGCUGGCAGCCACUGAGAGCCCUCUCCUCUAGGAGAUGCAGGACUGUGUGUUUAUAAGAUCAAUGAGACUCUUAAUCUCAGGGCUGCGUGUUCAAGGCCCACGUUGGCCAGAAAGAUCCCUGCAUUGCAGAGGAUUGGACCAAAUGACCCUCAUGCUUCCUUCCAACUCUAUGAUUCUAUGAUCACAAUUCAGCAGAAACAAUAUCGGGUCUUGCGGCACCUUAAAGAUUUAGACAUGUAUUGGGGGCAUGGUGCUUUGCGGACUAGAAUCCACAUCAUCUAUAGUGGUACCUCUUGAUGCGAACGGGAUCUGUUCUGGAGCCCCGUUCGUAUCCUGAAGCAAACGUAACACGCGACUGCGCAUCUACAUGUUGCGUUUCACCGCUUCCACGCAUGCGUAUGACGUCAUUUUGAGCCUCUGCACAUGCGCGAGUGGCGAAUCCCGAAAGUAACGCGUUCGAUUACUUCUGGGUCGCCGCAGAGCGCAACCCGAAAACGCUCAACCUGAAGUGUAUUCAUCCUGAGGUAUGACUGUAUUGCAUGAAUUGUUAUCUUUGGAUGAGAGGAAUAUAUGCAGUGGUACCUCUGGUUACGUACUUAAUUCGUUCUGAAGGUCUGUUCUUAACCUGAAACUGUUCUUAACCUGAAAGACCACUUUAGCUAAUGGGGCCUCCUGCUGCCGCCCCACCGCCGCCACAUGAUUUCUGUUCUCAUCCUGAAGCAAAGUUCUUAACCCGAGGUACUAUUUCUGGGUUAGCGGAGUCUGUAACCUGAAGCGUUUCUAAACUGAAGCAUAUGUAACCUGAAGCAUAUGUAACCUGAGGUACCACUGUAUAGGCACAUGGGCAGAGGUGGGGAUCCUCUGGCUUUCCAGAUGUUGCAGAGCUCCAGCUUCCUCGCAGGCUCAGUUUAGCGUAGCCAAUGGCCAGGAAUGAUGAGAGGGUUAUGAAAUGCCAUUAAAUGAAAAAAUUACCUGUGCAAAAUCAGCACGGUGACCAUUUGCAGCAUCAGUAGUUGGAGACCACACAUUCAUCCUGGCAUUUGUUGAGUAGAUUUGACCCCUGUAGUGGAAGCAGAAAACCACUGUGUCCGUUCACACCCAAACAGGCUCGAGUGUGCGUCUGCCAAACCCAGCUCUCUGAAAACCUCAGAGUUCCUUUUCUAGCCACAGUUGUUUGGAGGGGAGGCUUGAAAACCGGUGAGCCCCACUUGGCCAGCUGAAAUCUCAGAAGCAGCAGUUGCUGAAAGAGACUUCCAAUAACCAGAGGCCUUGCCCCAUCCCCAUGUUUGUAGGAAAUUGUGAAAAGGAAAGAAAACCAUGCUUGAAGAAAAUGUUCCAUUUAACAUUUGUUUAAAAAGCCGAGGCAUUUUUGUUGGGGAUUGUAGGGAAAGACCUGCCAAAAAAGCUGGAAAACAUCUUCAUGUAUGCGACAACGGCCGCAAGAGUUCUGGUAGCACAAGGAUGGAAGACUGAAGAAACCCCAACUAAAGAAGCAUGGCAAGAAAAAGUGAUGGACUAUGCAGAACUGGCAAAACUGACAUAUAAGCUAUGGGACAAGGAUAACUGUGACUUUAAGGAUGAAUGGGAACCCUUUACAAAGUAUCUGAAGACGCAACAAAGCGAACUGGACUCCUUGGCAGGUUUUGAAUAAACAUUCACAAACUUUUUAUUGAUAAUAAUCAGCUAAAUAGUUUGAGGAUCUAUACAACUUUGUAACAUGCAGAAAACGGCAGUCUCAGAGAAACCAAAGACUGGAACUGAGGGAAGUCGGGGGGUGGGGGCGGGUGGGUUCUGUGUGGGAGGGGGGAAGGAGGAAAAAUGGGGGGGGGGACAAGGAUGAUAUGUUUUUGGAUAAUAUGUCUUGUUUUAAUUUUGAAUAAUAAAAAAAAGAAAACCAUGCAAACGCUCUCUCUCUCUCCUUUUUUUGGUGUAAGUUAUACAGGUCACUGAAUUCGCCUUUUCCUGUUGCAGUUUGGAUUACCUUGGUGCAGGAUUUAUUUUUUUAUAGAAUGAUUUUCAUCGGUGAUAUCUGCUUGGUGGAAUUGGGUGACUCCAGGUACAGAUGACAGUUGUGGGGCCAUCACCCUCAGGCCUGCUUUUAAAAAUGUGUUUUGGUGCCAGCUCCACGCAGACUUAUCCUUUGACCUGGGAAGGAGCCCAGGAGGGGGGAAGCUGCAGCCCUCUUGAUGUUGUUGGACUACAACUCCCAUCAAUCCUAAGAACAUAAGAAGAUCCCUGCUGGAUCAGACUAGUGGCCUGACAGAAUCUGGAGAGCUACAUCUUCUCUGCCUCUGGGUGCCACAGCGGUGGAUUUUCUGAAUGUUUGAGGAGAGUUUUGAUGUCUUGUGUACGUCAGAAAUGGGGAACUUGUAGCCUGCCACAUUUUGUGGAACUACAACUUCCUUCACCUGUCAUGGCUGGAUGGCUGGAUGGUGGGAGGCACCAGCUGGGGAACCCCCAGGGGAACCCCCGGGGGAAGAAGGCCCAGAGCCAGUUUUUGGCGGCGGGAUGGCAGUGUCUGGUCAAAGGGUGCAGACUGGGAGGAGGAGCUGCCCAAAGCUGAAGAGGCAACAGGGUUUCGUAAGCAGGAAGAGACUGGGGCAGAGAGCAGUGCAGAAUCAGAGGUGGGAGAGGAAGAGGGCCAAGAGACAGAGUUGAGGCCGGCUGCUGGAGAAUCCAGGGAGUCCCUCUGUCCUGCUUCAGCCAACUCCCCUCCCGCCUGAUCUCCCAGAACAUGCAGAGAAAAGAAGAGGGCAGAGCAAAGAGAGACAAGACUAUGGAGCCUUAGGCUGUUGGGGAAGGAACCAGGGAAAGGAACCUUGGAGAGGAGUGGGAAGGUAGGGACCUUUAGUCCUCAGAGCUGCCUCAUUGGGGCAAGACCUACUGGGAAGAGUUGCUGGGAUCAUUCUUCUUCUUCUUCUUCUUUGGUGAUCUCUCGUAACCGAGUAAGGUUGUCUUCCAUAAACACAGUUAAAACAAUGAGUCCGUAAGUGACUGUGGAGGCCAAUUCUGGAUCCACACGUCCUUCCACAGUGGGGACAUAGGUUUCCGGGCGGAAGUUGAUCACAGUGUGGAUUUGCCAAGCGUGCCUUCCCCUUAGCUGGUUUCUCCCUUUCGUCCUGAGUUCGAGCGUCUUCAAAACCCACGACACCUUUGAUAAAGGCUGUUUUCCAACUGGAGCACUCACAGGCCAGUGUUUCCCAGUUGUUGGUGUUUAUCCUACUUUUUUUUAGAUUUGCCUUGAGAGAGUCUUUAAACCUCUUUUGUUGUUCUCCAGCAUUAUGCUUUCCAUUUUUAAGUUCGGAGUAGAGUAGUUGCUUUGGGAGACGAUCAUCAGGCAUCCGCACAACAUGACCUUGCACUGUUUUGGUUUCUUUGAAUAAAGAGUUAACUUCAAUGACACGGGGUAUUUUUUUUACUGACAUACGCCUGACUCUGGCUCCAGACAUCAGCCCUGGUCUUGGCCAUGCCACCCAACAACACCUACAGGAACAAAGCUCCCCCACUCCUGAAGCAGCCUGAUGCGCAACACAUGUUCACACGGGCCUCCGAUUCACAGCGUUUCUUUCUUUCUUCUUUCUUUCUUUCUUUCUUUCUUUCUUUCUUUUGUCCAGAUAAGCCCAACAUGGAAGGGGCAGGCACCACAGGGGGGAUCAUUGGUGGCCUCAUUGCAGCCAUCGUGGCCGUGGCCGUGGUGGCCACCGGCAUCCUGAUCUGCCGCCAGCAGCAGAAGAACCGGAUGGAUCGCGAGGAGGACGAGUGAGUGGAUCAGUUUGCUCAGGGCUGAGGGCCAGGAUCCAGAUAGAGCGCAGGGGGCCUGGGAGAUGGGCAACGGGGCACGGCAAGAAAGGGAUAACCUCUCCUCCUCCUUCUCCUGCCACUUUUGGUCUGGGUUCAGAUUGGGCAGGUGAAGUGUCGUUGGCGACAAAUACCACAGGCUCGCACAACUCUAACUGAAACAAAUGAAAAUGGUUUAGUUUUCAGAUGAUAAUAAUAAUAAUAAUUUAUUUAUACCCCGCCCAUCUGGCUGGGCUUCACCGGCCACUCUGGGCGGCUUCCAACAAAAUAUUAAAAUACAGUAAUCCAUCAAACAUUAAAAGCUUCCCUGAACAGGGCUGCCUUCAGAUGUUGUCUAAAAGUCUGGUGGUUGUUGCUCUCUUGGACAUCUGGUGGGAGGGCAUUCCACAGGGCGGGUGCCACUACCAAGAAGGCCCUCUGCCUGGUUCCCCGUAACUUGGCUUCUCGCAGUGACGCAACCACCAGAAGGCCGCAAUAGAGAAUCAGUAUGGUGGGUCUACAAUGCAGGAACAGCGACCCAAAUUUCUAGGGGAUUGGCUCAGCCUUUGCCAACCUGGUGGCUUCCAGAUGUUUUGUGGUCCAAAACACCUGGAAGCCACCAGGUUGGCGAUGGAUGUAAUUAUUUCUGCACUUUUCCCAUCUGCAUUGUUUGCCUAGGUCCUUUGCUAUUCCUUUAGCAUAGGCCUACCGUUUUGAUUCUCUAUCGCAGGGGCUCUCUGGCCUGCCAGAUGUUGUUGGACUCCAGCUGCCACCAGCCAUUGACCAUUGUCCAGCGCUGGGUGGGCUGUUUUGGGGGACACAGGUCAGCAACACCUGGAGGACCAGAGGCUGGGUGUCAACAAACCCUUUAAAUCUGGCCUACCAUCUUGUGAGUAGGUGGCCCUUUUUGCUGGCAUCUCUUUACCCAUUGGGGUGCAAAUCUGAACUCAAGAUUAACACCCACUACCUAGGGCAAUGGUAUUCAACCUUUCUGAGUCCAUGGCUCCCUUGACCCACCUAAAGCACAUUAAAGCACAUUAUCUCCAGCCAGCCCUCCAGCCCUGGUAGUCAGUGGUUUGGCAGCUUACAUCCUCACCUGAUGGUCUUCCUUCCUGCCGUCUAUGCAGCCAGGAAGGACCCCCUGCUUACAAGCCGCCCCCACCCUGCCAGCUGUCUGACGAAACAGAACCGGUAAGUAUCUGUGGCUUGAAGUAGCCAGGAUAUGCUCCUGACACACAGAGUUAUUUUUUCAGCUUUUUGGACUGUUUUGGGAGGAACAAAAUUAUAACAGUGUCCCCAUGCGAAUUGCAGAUCCCAGGUGAUAACUUCUAGGGCAGAGCUGGGGCCCGGGACGAAAGUGGGUCGGACCUGUACCAAAGGGAGAUGGAUUCAAAUCUUUCCCAGCUCAGCUGUAAAACUCACUGGGUGCCAUUGGGCAAGGGAGGCUCUGUCUAUUUGACCCUGGUGUUAAUGAUGGCUCACAUUUCCCUGUAUCUACAAAUGGUCCUUCACCACCCCUGGCCCUACCUGCCAACUGCAUGAGGUACUUUAGGCUAAUAGACGUUGGCUGGUCCAACAUAGACCGCCCCCCUCCUGCCCCCAAAGAGCUUCAGGGCGAAGUGGGGUGUGCUGCCUGGGACUGAUAGGAAUUGCAGCACAGAACCUCUGGAGGAUGCCCGGUUGUUGAAGACUGCCCAAAACGAUGUCCUACCUACCUCGAUGGCCUCUAGGCAUCCUGAGCCACAGAAGCUGCCUUUGUAGCUGGAGUUGGCCAAGGUCCCUCCCAGGUGUGGUGGGAAAUGGCCAGAGAAUGCAGGGAGCAGACUUUGCGGGGCUCAGCAGCAGCUACCUGGCAAUUUCGUCCUUGGCGCUGGCCAAGCCACCCCUGCGCAGGCAAGACCCAUCCCUCGCAUGCUUAGCAAUCAUCAGCCUACUAAUUUCCAGGGCUGCUUGUACUCUGUGCUGAAAGACGGUGCUGUUAAUCAUUAUUAUAAUCACCAUCAUCAUCAUCUCCCAUUGGACUGGGUUAGAAUAAUAAUAUUGAAGUCAGAAAAGCUGGAUUUUAAUGUACCUGUUCACUGUUGAAGUGUGUGCAAUACCUGUUGCUUUUUGCUUAUUCCCUUCUGUUUCUGCUCUUCCUUGGGCCAGGCCAAGAGCUCAGUGGGGCAAUGCAUGUUCUCUCUGUCACUGGAGGCCUUAUUUACUCCCUCUGGCUGCUCUUGUGCUCAGAUCCUGCUUCUGGGCUUCCCACCUGACUGGCCACGGUGUGAACAGGAUGCUGGAUUCAGUGGGCCUCUGACCUAACCCAGCAGGGCUUCUUAGGCUGUGAUUUCAGCAGGCGUUGCCCACUCUCGGGCAAAGCUCUCUUUGCAAACCAUAAGGCCUAGCAACUUGCUUUUUAGAAAAUAAAAACCAAAACGCUGGGAGUCUCCAGUGAAUGUUGGCUCCCAGAGCAAAAAUCUGUGUGGUGCUUGCAUGAAAUGGCAGGAUACGCAUGGCCCUGCCAUGGCUGGCUGAGGACGAAGAGACAACGGAGGCUUUGGUGAAGCGUUUGGGCAGGGUUGCUUGCAGCAGUUUCUUCCUGCAGUUGGAUAGGAGGUGGCUGGCUGAGUCUUAAGAAGCCCUUCAGACAGCCAAAGGCGACCAGGGAUGGAUGGGGAGGGAACUAUCUGCAAUUCUGCGUGUGCUGGCGGCUCUCUCCCUCUCUGGCUGAGAGUAUCCUGGAAUUUAUUCUGACUCUGGGAAGGGAGCUUUUUCUCUCUCUUGGCUUCCUCCGGCAGUUCAGGCUGCCCCUCCCGUCUUCAUCCCACAUCUCUGGUUUAUUCCAGGUUCCCACUCCCAGUGAGGCUGAGAGUAUCCCGCUCAAAGCACCCUUUUAUGAACCCAGCACCACAGACGAUCUCUUUGGCGGGGUCGCUGCCACCGCAAUGGAGGUGAGGGGGAGCCCGUGCCAAGGAGUUUUCUCUAGGGAAGAGCCCGCGUUGAGCACAAGGGGUGCAAUCAAGGAGACCGAGCCCUCUGAAACGGGAUCCGCUCUGACACCCUGAGACUCAGCUUCUCGGGUUUACGUUGGAGAGAAAACCUAGCCUGUUAAGUUGUGGGUGAACAUAUCAGACGACACAGCGAUUCUUCAAACAGCUCUUGUUUAUUCACAGGCCAGAACAGAACUGAACUGAAGGGUUCAGCCAGCCUGCUUAUAUAGAGCUCCAGUACAACGUAACUGUAACAAUUUUCUAAAACUUAUCCAAUCACUGAACGUCACUUUCGAUCCCUUAUUUGCAUAACUAUCUACAGUAUCCCCCUGCUGGCCCAGGGUGAGAACUUCAGUACAUAAACAUAGCCCAUGCUGACCCCAGGGCCCCAUGAAGAAGAUCAGUAUAACAAACACACACAACUCUCAGGAUGUAUCCUGCUCAUCUGCAAUCAUGCCUCUCAGAGCGUAGGAUUUGGUUGUCGAGCACACACCAGGGAAUCCUGAGACUCAUGGCUUCCUUUUUGUUUUUAAAGUCCUCAAAGUUUCUAGUCCUUAUGGCUGCAAAACGUGGCAAUUAAUUUGCAAGCUUGUGGGCAAGGCUUGGUGAGUUUUCUACAAUGUAGAAAGGGGGACCAAGCAGGAUGAGUAGGGAGCAGAGGGCAGGGGACUGCUUUAGCAUCCCUCCUUUGCUGCACACUUUUGCAGACACAAAAGCGUUACACUGCCUAAUCUGAGGCUGUGCUUCUGGAUUCUCAGCAGCAUUGCUUAGGAUCCUGGUGUUUGCCUCUUGGAUUGCACAGUGCUUCAUAGUGCUGGUCAAAACAGAUCUGCCCUUCAAACUAGCUGCUCCCACAAACGGUGACCUGUCUUUCCAACACAAUUGGGCUAGCUGCAGAUAUGUUUGUUUGCCAGGUACUCUUCAGAAUCAAGAGGGACGCAGGUGGCGCUGUGGUCUAAACCUCAGAGCCUAGGGCUUGCCAAUCAGAAGGUUGGCAGUUCGAAUCCCCGCAACGGGGUAAGCUCCCGUUGUUUGGUCCCAGCUCCUGCCCACCUAGCAGUUUGAAAGCAUGUCAAAGUGCAAGUAGACACAUAGGCGGGAAGGUAAACAGUGUUUCCGUGCACUGCUCUGAUUCGCCAGAAGCGGCUUAGUCAUGCUGGCCACAUGACCCGGAAGCUGUCUGUGGACAAACGCCUGCUCCCUCGGUCUAUAGAGCGAGAUGAGCGCCGCAACCCCAGAGUCAUCCGCAACUGGACCUAACGGUCAGGGGUGCCUUUAUUUUACCUUCAGAAUCAAUAUACUAAUUCUGUGCACACCAACAGGCAACACAGAGGGCCGGCCCAACCAUUGGGCAGUGUCAGAUGUCCACCUCAGACAGCUGAAUUGUGGUGUUUUGAAGGGGCCAUGAACUGUUAUUUAUUUUAUUAUUGUAUUAAGUCCCAAAAUAUCUUGGUGAGCUUUGGAGACCUUGACUUGUGAGGGAGGGGCAGCAUUUGUUGCUCUGCCUCAGGCAGCAAAAUGUCUUGGGCCAGCCCUGAUUACAAGAAAGAACAAGAAAUAGGUGCAACAUAGUCUGUGACACAAGUGCCUUGUGGCACGGCUCCUUAGGGGGCGUGUUUAUCCAGCCCCCACAGCUUUAGCUAGGGCCCUCCUAGUCUGGGGCUUGGGCCUGGCCACGUUAGCUGAGCUCAGCACAGAGAGAGCAUGCAAUGUUGACCCCUGUGACUGGCAGCCAGGAUGAUGCCUCUGGGUUGGCCUGGCCUGGCCACCAUCACACCAUACAUUUAAAGAGCUAUGAUACCACUUUAAACUGUCAUGGCUUCCCCCAAAGAAUUCUGGGAGCUGUAGUUUGUUAAGGGUCCUGAGAGUAGUUAGGAGACGCUUUUCGCAGUCACAUAUAGGCACUUCCCAGAGUUCCCUUUGCAGAGGGAUUGAUUGCCAAAUCACCCUGGGAAUUGCAGCUCUGGGAAGGGAAUAGGGGGUCUCCUAGCAACACUCAGCACACUUAGUGAACUACAGCUCCCAGAAUUCCAUGGGGGAAGCCAUGACAUGGUCAUCAGGCCCUGGCUUGGUCAUCAGAGCAGCAUGGUCUCCACUUCAGUUCAGAUUUGGCUGCUCCUGUCUCCAAGCCAAGCCUCCAGCUCCGGGAACACAGCCUCCCACCCACCUCAGUGUAAACACUGUGGGAUGCAACAAGGGAUAUGGGGGGGACGACAGCAGUUAAGUAAAUAUCCCCCCUCCAAACCACCAAUUCAUUCCUUCCCUCUGCAGGAGGCCCCGCGAUACCACGAGCUGCCGACGCUGGAAGAACGAGAGGCGGUGGCAGGUGCUGGCCCCAGCAUGGAGGACGAAUAUCUGGACCAGAUCAACCCCAUUUAUGACGCGCUCUCCUUCGCAGCCACGGAGGAAGAGGCCGCCAUGGCUCCCAUGUCCACCGACAAGGCCUUUAUCAUGUCCAGGGCUAUGUAUGUCUGAGCCCUGAGGCUGGAUUUCCACCCGAGGCCCAGAGAUGAGGAUGCUGUAUCUCACGCUGGUCCUGGAGAGAUGCUGCUUCUUUUGACGCUAUAUCCCGUUAGAUGCCCAGCGUGGUUCCCUUGAAAAUCCCGGGUUUCUCGUGUGCCUUAGAUGGGCCGGAGCACGUCCUGCUCCAAGCAGGCCUUCUCAUUCCUUCUGUUCCUUCUCCAGCAAGGCCAGAGCUGUCCCACCAUGCCAGACAUACGUAGUGCCUUCAUCUUUUGUCUUUUGAAAUGGGCCUGAUGGCGGCUUAUACCCUCCCAGCCUCUCCCAAAGUCUAGUGGGCCUUCCUGAGCCAGAUUUCCCUGACCCUGAGCCAUCUGGCUGUCGGACAAAUGCUACGUUUACAGUAGAAUCCAGAGUCCUCAGAACCACUUCCCAUGCGUGGAUACAGGGGCCAAGUACCUCUUGCAGCUGCUCCCCCCAUGGAGCUAGCUAUUGACUCCUGCUAUUGACUCCUGCCAAAGCCAGUUGGGGAGGGGGAGGUGGAUUUUAUACCUCCUUAGGUACCCCCCCCCAUUCUCUUGGUGCCCCUGUAUUAACCUCUCCUGCCUGGAGGAUGCCUGGCACCUGGUAAAACGACGACUCCUGGGCUUUGCCACUUUGUAUUGCAGACGGAGGUUGCCCGAUUGCUCCCCGCCACCCCCAAAAGGGAAAAGAAUCCUACACAGAGAAAAUGGGCAUGUUGGGAAGAAGUCUUGGCUAGACUCCCCCAGCAUCUAGUUUUCUCUGGGUGAAGAGUUUUCCAUGUGUGUCGGGGUGGGGGAGAUUCAGCCGCGCAGUUCCAUCUGCACUCUGGAACGGAACAACACCAGAAGAGAGCUUUUUCUCUCUAGACCAGACUCUGAGAUACAAUUGGAUCUUCACAUGACAUGAUCACGCCUUGGUGAACGUUUAGGCUCCUUCCAGAAGGCACAAGAAAUGCCUGCCAGGUGCCUGGCAAGCACCACCACAGUGUUAGCCAUCUUUGGGGUUUGACGUGCUAGAUUCCUCAGCCAUGGGGUGGGCAACUUGUCGCGGGUACUCCGCUUCUCAUUGUGUCCUCGAAACGAUCUCGGCAUGCGCUCCCAACUGCACAUGGCGUCUCCCACCAAGCACCCAAGAGUAUUGCUUCCUCCUUGCCCUAAUACACUGCCAGCCCCAGGGAGUUGGGGGUUCCCCAUGUGAAUGAGUGCAAAAGAUAGGGUCUCUUGCUGUUGAAAGCUGAACUCUCUUCCCCAAACAACCAUAUGCACACCCCCCGGGAGGUUUCAGCUGCAACAGAAUAUGCCUCGUAGCCUUCCUGCAGAAAGCCAAGGGCAAGUGGCAUCUCCUUCUGCGGCAGUAUUCAAGGAGUGGCUGGGCAGGUCUCCGCAAUGAGUGCUUUUUAAAAAGGGGCUAGGACAUCCCUGCUUGGGCUGCCUCCCAACUGCAGUGUUGAAGGUUCCAAUUUAGCACUAGGCCAGGGAUAUGAGCUGUGACAACCUUUUUAGCAAGGGGAUUGGAACGGGACGGACUUGCGCAGGUAUCUGUGCAUAACGAUCUCUCCUUGGCCUGCGGCACGUCAUCAGGACUCGACCCCAUGCCAAAUCCUGGAACCUGAAGGGUGGCAAGGGAGCUUGUGCUGCCCCACUCGGCUCUGGCCAAGGGAGGGGACUGCAGGGAGAACAGCAAGGAAGGAUCUUCACAUCAGUUGGGCAAAGUAGGUCAUGUGGCAGCUCCCUAUAAAAGCUGCCAGGCGCAGGUUACUGUUGCUGUGUUGCUGGCAAGAGGCCACUUUCGUCCACAAGCCCAAGUUUGGAGUGCUGUGCCUGAUCUCGCCUGUUACCCCAACAAGGACCAGUUAGGCUGGCAGGGACUGUUGCAGUAUGACGUCGCUGUGAAGCCUUCAGGUGUCUGCAGCACAUCUGGCAAUCAAUCAAUCAAUCAAUCAGCCAAUCAACCUCCCAUCUAGAUUUAGUCACUGUCCAGAAGUUUGGUGGACCUUUAGUUGUUGUUGGCCUCCCAACAGCUUCUACCAGCAUUGCUAGCGCUAAGAGGUAGUGAUGGGAGUUGUAGUCCAGCAAUGCCUGGAGGUCCCCUGGUCUCCCAGCCCCACACAUAAGAGGAUACAUGGGGAUCUUUCCAUGUUUCAGAGUUUCCACUUUUGAGUGGGGAGGUUGGUGCCACAAACUCCCGCUGGCAUGAUUUUCCUAUAGCUCAGGCUCCGGUUGCUACUUGAAUUGUGAAUCUGUUCCCCAAGAGCUCAGGAGCCGCCCGGGUUUCCGGGCUCCUGAUCUGAAAAUGUGAAGGGUUGUUUUGUAGGUUUGCUGUUUUUAGCUGUUGCUUUUUUGCCACUGCUGCUGUUUCCCCUGGGCGCAGGUACAGAUUGGCGCUGCAGGAUUUUUUAUUGUGAUUACGAUUGUUUUUUACUACCUGUUCCUCUUGACUUCACUGAUCUUAACACUAAUGCCAUGAAUCUCAGGGUCUGAGGGAAGGAAUGAUUGAAACACAAGAUGCCUUUUCCCCUCAAUGCCCUUUUCGUGCCUUUGCUUGACGCUGAAUGGACAGAUCUCAGUGGGAACACAGAUGGACUUACUUCUUUUUUAAAUAAACUUUUUACUGAUGUUGUUUCUUAAAAAUAAAUGUUUUUCAAACCCUCGUAAUGACAGCAUAAUGCUUUGUGGGUGAGGAGGGCCUGAACAGUUCCUGAUUUGUUAUCUUGCAGUGGGCUAGGUGUCCUGGGGAGGGUUCGGAGACGUCCACCGAUUUGAUGCCUAGAUAAAUAAUGAGCCUUGGAUCACACCCACAACAUAUAUAGAAAGCACGAGGCUUCCUCACAAAGACUCUUGGGAAGUGCCGUUUGCUCAGGGUGCUGGGAAUUGUAGCUCGGUGCAGGGUAAACUAGAGUUCCCAUGAAUAGAUAUUGGGAGGAAGAAGCAAUUUCUAUCUCCAUAUAUAUAUAUAUAUAUAUAUAUGGAAUAUAUCAACAUUCUGGGCGUUGGCCUGACGUUAAGGAAAGACAAGGAUCCUACAAGCCUCCCAUGUGGGUAACUAUGGAAACCUUCGGCGCGCGGAACCCAACGGCGCUCACAAAGAUGGCGCCGCCCGUGGGGUUUUUCCCUUUACUUCCUCCCACCUAUCAAACUCUAUGGUUUUUUGGCGGGCCACUCUUGCCCCUUCAGCUCGGUGGCCACCUGACCUUGCUCCUGUUCUCCGCAGCUGACCUUGCUGGCUUGGCGGGGGUCGCUCCGCCUCUCCAUUAAGAAAAGCAGCCAGUGACAAGGCGGCAGGGAACCCUAUCCCCAGCGCCGUUCGAAAAGCAACCAAUGGGGACGCGGCGGCCCCGCGGAAAGAGAGACCAAUGGCCGAGAGGAGCCCGCAUUCAUUCCCAUAACCGGGCCAAUCGGGGCGGACGGCACGGCGAGCCCAACCAAUAGGGAGUCCGUGCUUGGAGCGGAAGCGGCGGGACACGGCCAUGCCUGCGAGCCACGAGGGGGGGUUGCCUGAGGGGGCGAGGCUUGUGUGCGCAGCAGCCAGUCGCGCCGCGGCGGAGGGCGAGCACGGGCGGCGCUGGCCAAUGGCGGCGCCGGGGGGGCGGGGCUUGUGGACAGGCGGGUUCGGGUGUCCCCCGGCUCCGGCUCUCUCUGCUGCUGCUGCUGCUGCUGCUCUUCCUGCCGCCGCCGCCACCGCGUGAGUUGGGAGCGGGGCAGGAGAGUCCGGGGCCGGAGGGCGGCGGGGCUCCGGCGGGGCGGGAGGGGAGGCCGCGCGGGGCGGAGAAGCAGGGCAGGGCAGCUAAGCAGGCAGGGAGGCAGGCAGGCACGCGAGGGGGGAAGGAGGGGGAACCAAAAUGGACUCUGCAGUGAGGGGAGUGGGAGGGAGGAGCUCUGGGAGAGGGUGGGCCCAAGGGUGGGGGAGGGGAGGGCCCAGGGGUGCUGCUGGGGGGUGGGGUGGGCCCAGGGGGUGGGAAUCCCUCCUGCUGCGAGAGGAUCUCCCUCGGCCCAAGCCACCGGUUCCCGCUUUCACGGGAAUGGCCGCAGCUCGUCGGCAGAGCAUGUGGCUUCCGCUCAGGAGGUCCCAGGUUCAAGCUGCAGCAUCGCUCCCCCCAGGUAUAAAACUCCUGCCUCAAACUCCGGAGAGCCCCUGGUGGUGCAGCAGCCUGUAGCCCCAUAGCCUGAAGUGGGGGAACAUGGAGAAGAUUGUUUCUAGACUUGUUCUGAGUGCGAUGUUGGUGUGUCUUUUAGAGUGGUCUACAGCUACACGCAGGGCUUGCCGAUCAGAAGGUCGGCGGUUCGAAUCCCCGCCACGGGGUGAGCUCCCGUUGCUUGGUCCCUGCUCCUGCCAACCUAGCAGUUCGAAAGCACGUCAAGUGCAAGUAGAUAAAUAGGUACCACUCCGGUGGGAAGGUAAAUGGCAUUUCCUUGUGCUGCUCUGGUUCGCCAGAAGCGGCUUAGUCAUGCUGGCCACAUGACCCGGAAGCUGUACGCCGUCGGCCAGUAAAGCAAGAUGAGCGCAGCAACCCCAGAGUCGGCCACGACUGGACCUAAUGGUCAGGAGUCCCUUUACCUUUACCUUACAGCUACAUGCACAUCAGAUCUGCCAGGGUUUCAGGCAGGAGUUUCCCUCGCCACUUCCUGGAGAUGCUGGGGAGAAUUCUGAAUUGGCCAAAGCCUCAUCGCAGGGCCACCUGGAAGUGCCCCACGAGCACUAAUGGUGAUCUGGCGAGUGCUAACUAAGUAAUAGAGAAUCUGCUUUGGAUGGCGAAGGGCGCAAGUUCAGUCUCCCAGAAACUCUAGGUAGGACUGGGAGAUUUUUCCUCAUGCUCUGGCUGAAAACUUGAAGGGCAGUUGCCAGCUUUGUGGUGCAUCAGCCUGGAAUACGUUUGGGGGUGAAGACUCUGAAUUUACAAAUGUUUCAUUGCAUGGUUGCCUGGAAGUGCUCACCACUCACCACAGGUGACCCGGUGAGCGAUUACCCAGUGGCUAGAGUAUCUGCUUUGGAUGUGGAAGGGGACAGGUUCAGUCUCCCGGCAACUGCAGGUACGGCUGGGGAAAAACACGCACACUUCUGAAACCCUGGAGAGCCACUGUCAGCCAGUAUGAACUGGACUGAACUGGGUGGAUCCCCAUAGUCAGACUUGUUAUAAGGCAGCUUCCUACGACUGCAGCCUAACUGCAAGACCUGGGAAUGUCAGCUCAGACACUUGCGCAGGACGGCAGUCUUGAGUAUCGCAGGCUUCCCCUUUUGCUCCUGCUGUACUGUAUAAGCAUUUCAGUCCAGGUGGUUCUUGGCAUGUAUACCCUGAUGCUUCAGAAGUGCUCCCUUUUUAGGAGAAGGGGGCUCAGUGGUAGGGCAUACGUCCCAGUUUUGGUCAUCUGCAUCUCCUAGUAGGGCUGUCAAUGCCCCCUGCCUGAAACCCUGGAGAGCUUUUGUGAGUCAAUGUACACAGUACAGUGGUACCUCAGGUUACAGACUCCGCUAACCCAGAAAUAGUGCUUCAGGUUAAGAACUUUGCUUCAGGAUGAGAACAGAAAUCGUGCUCCAGCAGCGCGGCGGCAGCAGGGGGCCCCAUUAACUAAAGUGGUGCUUCAGGUUAAGAACAGUUUCAGGUUAAGUACAGACCUCCGGAACGAAUUAAGUACUUAACCCGAGGUACCACUGUAUUGAGCUAAAUACACUCAUGCUUUUAGGCCACUAUUAUAAGAGCUUUAUACUGGGUUGUGCUGCUGAUCUUUCUCCACUCACUCCUCAACCUCCCUUCCCCCAACUGUGGGUCCCCAGAUGUUUACUACAGCCCCAUAGCCUGUAGCCCCAUAGCCUGAAGUGGGGAAGCAUGGAGAAGAUUGUUUCUAGACUUGUUCUGAGUGUGAUGUUGGUGUGUCUUUUAGAGUGGUCUACAGCUACACGCACAUCAAAUCUGCCAGGGUUUCAGACAGGAGUUUCCCCCGCUGCUUCCUGGAUAUGCUGGGGAGCAUGUAGCUUACCACUGAGCUACAACCCUGUCCUAUAUUAAGCCAGGAUACUGCUCUGUCUCUUCUGUCAAUGAGUCCUGCCAUUGGUCAGCAACCAGUGGAAGCAGAUUGACCCAGGCCAUCGGUCUGCUUCUUUGAACCUGAUACUAGGAAUUGGUGGCCAUAUUCCAACCUUUGCUCAUUGCAAAGCAUAGGCUGUCACAUUGAAGAAUGGCCAUUUCUGAAGGCCCUGAACAAAACCUUCCGCUUGAGCAGUUCUUUCCUUCUCCCUAGCUCCUCGCCAUGGGUAAUGUCCUGGCUGCCAGCUCCCCAGCGCCCCCUGCUGCCGUGCCAGGGCCGGGUUCUGGCCUCGUAUCGGUUCCACCGGGAUUCUCCAUGCCCCCUGUCAGUGGGCUGGUUCCCCCAGCAGCAGAUCGUGCCACAGAAGACAAGUGUGACCAGCUUCCCAACCCAGGCACCUUCGAGGAGUGUCACCGCAAAUGCAAAGGUAAAAUGCUCCACCAGCACAUGGCAAAGGAAGGCAGCACCUACCUCACGGGACUCUUGUGCUCCUAAAACAAAAGAAGCUCAUGUUUCUCCGUGUUGUCAGAUUUCCAGCUUACUGAGUUCAUAUUUUGCCAUGCAAGUUGCCUGUUUAGAGCAUGUCUCUGGUGUGUCUGGUCUGUGCGCAGACUCUGGGAUCCUCUCUUGAUAUUUUUUUUUAUUUCAUGCACAUUGCGUGUUCCAUCAUGUAAACUGAAAGCUGCAUCUUUGGGGUUUCCCACGUGGUGUUUCAUCCAGGCACUGAGCAGAUCCAGAUCUACUAUGUGACUUUGGAUUGGAUCCUGGGAGCAUGGAAGUAAGACAUGCUCUGAGAGUGCUCCCAUCAAAUUAGUGAGAACCCCAGUUUCUUUUCUGAAAGCAAAAGCUGCAAUGCUACGUUUUCACGAUAACCUAGCAGCGAUGUGUGCUAAAGACUUGGUUAGCCAGAAGGCAGGCAGAGACCCUGAUCUGUUAUCUCUUCUCAGUGGCUAAGAGGGAGCUGCCAAGGCAGACGCCAGUUCAAAUCUCCCCUUGGCCAUGAACAUGGGUAGGCAAACUAAGGCCCGGGGGCCGGAUCCAGCCCAAUCGCCUUCUAAAUUCGGCCCAUGGAUGGUCCGGGAAUCAGCAUGUUUUUACAUGAAUAGAAUGUGUCCUUUUAUUUAAAACGCAUCUCUGGGCUAUUUGUGGGGCCUGCCUGGUGUUUUUACAUGAGUAGAAUGUGUGCUUUUAUUUAAAAUGCAUCUCUGGGUUAUUUGUAGGGCAUAGGAAUUCGUUCAUUUCCCCCCUCCCAAAAAAAAAUAUAGUCCGGCCCCCACAAGGUCUGAGGGACAGUGGACCGGCCCCCUGCUGAAAAAGUUUGCUGACCCCUGGCCAUGAACUUACCACUUGACCUUAGCCAUGCCUGCCUUAUUUCAAUGUGCAAUAUGGGGAUAGCAGCGCUGGCAUUAUUUGUAAACUUCUUCUAAGAAGAACUGAAAAUUCCUUGCUGGCUUUCAGUUGUAUAUCUGUGCAGUAGAGUGUUUAGUGUGUGGGACUGAGACCUGGGAGACCAGGGUUCAAAUCCCCAUUCAGCUGUGAGACUUCCUGGGUGAUCUUGGGCUAGUUACAGUGCCAUCCUAAUCUACCGUGUAGGGUCUUUCUGAGGACAUUAUGGCGCGGGGUAGCUUGAGUAGCUUAAAGUGACAUACGUAUAAGUGUGAAGGUAAUGAUGGCAUGCCGUUUUGCACUUUUUAACAAUCCUUUAUUUUGUGCUAAAUGCUUAAUUCUUUUUAUUAGACCUCCUGCAUUCAUUUCUUGCCUUUCUUUCAUGAUGGAGCAUUGUAGAGGCUUUCUGUGCCUUUCCCAUCUGAUCUCCCAUCCAGCCACUGACCAGGCCUAGGCUUGGCUUCAGCAAGGCUGCUAUAUGCUAUGGUGUCACACCAGACACCGGAGCGUGGCUCUGUACAGGCAGUGACCGUUUCAUGCAAGGGUUCCGUUCCCAGUCCCUGUGCGCAUCAAUGGAGUGUGCAUAAGCAUGCCCUGCCCCCCAUCCCACCCCCGUUCUGCCCUCUUCCAGAUCAAAAAGACUGGCAUGUCAGCAGUUGCACGUCAAUUGGACACGCCUAAAUGGCCUCCACCUGUAAUCUGUCAUGUCCUCCGGCUGUGCAGAGUACUUAUAUAAAUAGCUAUCAUAUAAUUAUUCCAAAAACCUUGCAGACACUUUUUGAGAGGGCAUCACUGUUCCAGGGGCCAGAGACAGGCUGUAUUUUGCCCCUGCGCCUUUGGUUCCCCUUCCCUAGCACAGGAUGUAUAUUACUUGUGAUAUGGCCAAGGAUAGCUUGGCCAUAAAAUUCCAUUCCUUAGGCAGAAGGUUUCGGAGGGGCUGUCACUUUCCCGAAUCUGCUUCCCAUCUUCGCAUGCGCUUUUAAAAAAAUGAUUCUAGCCCAGAGUUAGGGAGACCGUUUCCUUUUGACUUCUUGUGAAAAAGGCUAACAGUAGGCACAAUGUAUCAGUACUAGUUUCAUUCAUUUAUGUAGUGUGAAUGUUGAUGGUCCCCUUGCUUCCUUCCAUGCCGAGUGCCAACUCUUCAUUUAAACAGUCUAAGGCCUGGUCUCACCCAUGCUGUGGGACAAGGCGGUUAGAUCAACACGGACUGGGCUAGAGGGUGUGUGGGAAUCACUUUGUGUGUGUGUACCCCUGCAUGGAAAACUUGCAAGCGAGAAAUGAGCACAUUCCGGGAGUGGGGCUAGCUUGGAACCUUUAUCCCUGCCAUGAUAAUUGAGUUCAGGGACAGCCAAUGUAGUAUCCUCCAACUCCCAUCAGGCCCAGCCAGUAUAGCCAGUUGUCAGGGAUGAUGGGAGUUGCAGUCCAAUAACACCUGGAGGUCAUCACAUUGGCUACCCAAAUUUCGUUAUUCAAUUUGCAGGAGGUUCCCCCCCUCCCCCUUAAUGCAAGGAAAGCAUUCAAAAAUAGCAGUUUAUGCAGAGAGACACAGCCUGAAGUGGUGCAGCGUAUUCUACCAAUUCAUUCUGUACACUAGACCAGACUUCAGCUAGUGCAGAUCAGACCUUCUGUUUUCCAAAAGCUGUUUGCUCUCUUAGGUUUCCUGCCAGAGGCCUGAAGGUUGGAUCUCAUGGCUCUGCCUGCUUACCUGUUUUUAUUUUUACCUGCAUGUUCAUGCUGACUCCCAGUAUGGAAAACACUUCCACACUCUCUCCCGAUUGCCUGUAGCAUGUCCUGCCUUUCAUUCAAGCAGCUCAGGGUUGCAGGUGCUGGGUUCUCUCUCAUUAGCCUUGCAAUGAGAGGUAGGCUAGGCCCAGAGUGCGGCCAAGUGGGAAUUUGAACACAUUUCCUGUAAUCAGACACUGGGCAUCUCUGGGAGAGGCCCUAAUAGCUCUUGUUUUGAGCAAGGGAAGCUUGAAAGGACAAAAUGUGACCACGUGAUGAUCUGACACCCUCUUUUCUCACCGUUUCAGAAUUAUUCCCCAUCCAGAUGGAGGGCGUGAAAUUGACUGUGAACAAAGGUCUCAGCAACCACUUCCAGGUAAGAGUGACUCCUUUGAAUUUGCAGGCAGUUUGAGAAAGUCACUCUAGAGAUUUUGGGUUGAAUCUAACUAAGUAUUGAUUUCAGUGGGCUUACUCAGCGAAUGAGUUGGAUAAAAACUAUUGUAACAGUAAACCAGGGACGUGGGUGGCGCUGUGGGUUAAAGCACAGAGCCUAGGACUUGCCGAUCAGAUUGUCGGCGGUUCAAAUCCCCGCAAUGGGGUGAGCUCCCAUUGCUCAGUCCCUGCUCCUGCCAACCUAGCAGUUCGAAAGCACGUCAAAGUGCAAGUAGAUAAAUAGGUACCGCUCUGGAGGGAAGGUAAACGGUGUUUCUGUGCGCUGCUCUGGUUUGCCAGAAGCAGCUUAGUCAUGCUGGCCACACGACCCAGAAGCUGUACACCGGCUCCCUCGGCCAAUAAAGCAAGAUGAGCGCUGCAACCCCAGAGUCGGUCACGACUGGACCUAAUGGUCAGGGGUCCCUUUACCUUUACCUUAACAGUAAACCAUGCUUUGCAGCACACAAGCCUGUUUUUAGCCCAUAGUAAUUUUUGCAAGCAAUAUUUUGCAUUAACCUGUGCAAAUGUUGAUUUAACUGCCUAUCCAGUCCUAUCUGUUCUUGGUAUUUGUGAUGCAUCAGCCUAAAAUAUAUGAGAGAGAGAGAGAGAGAGAGCACUCUGAACUGACAAUGGCUUCAAAGUGUGGUCACCUGGAAGCAGUCACUGCUCACCACAGGCGAUCUGGCCAGCGGUUGCCGAGGGCUCAGUGCUAGAGUAUCUGCUUUGGAUGCAGAAGGACACAGGUUCAUUUAUUGGCACCCACAGAUAGGACUAGGGAGAGACCCCUGUCUGAAAUACUUGAGAGCUGCUACCAGUCAGUGUAGUCAAGAUUGGGCUAGAUGGACUUACCUGGUAUACAUUGGCUUGCUGUGUUCCUACAUCUUAGUUUCACGUUGCUGUUUCACACAUUUGUUGCCUUCAGGUCAAUCACACGGUGGCUCUCAGUACGGUUGGCGACUCCAAUUACCACUUUGGGGUGACGUAUGUAGGGACAAAGCAGCUGAGUCCCACAGAGGUAAGUUUGCACGCAUUGUGGUGGGGAUAAACAAUAGGUGUUGUUUCUGCGGAUCUUGAGCAUCUGAAUAAUUGGGUCAUCCUGACUGUCUCUCAUCUGUCUCAGUCAGGAUCACUUUCUCCCAUUUUAUUUAUUUAAAAUACCAUUUAAUCACCCGCAGCAAAAGGUUUUGGGAUGGCGUGCAAAAGCACGAACAACUUUUACACGACAUAGAAACAUGAAUCUGAGAUCCUUCUGGCCAUAACUUUUGUUACUCAAGGUUAGAGAACGGGUUAUAAAUAUUUUAAUAAAAUAAAGUUGAAACAAAAUGAAAUCAAACAAAAUGUAUAACUCAAGUUAAAAUAGUUGUAUUUGGGUACUCAUUGAUUGGUAAUUUGAGGGUUCUUGAUAAUAGAACCAUAGAAUUGUUGGAGGGACCUUAUGGGUCAUCUAGUCAACCCCCUGCAAUUUGUGUCUGUUAUUCUUAUUCUUACUACUUUACUUUGUUCUCAGAGUUGUAUUUCAUGUAAUUAUGAUAGCCUCCCUUUAGACUGUACCUUGGAACAGAAUUCGAACAGCUUAGUUCCCGAAUGUUUUGGCAUAAGUGCUCUACCUAAACAAGUUACUUAUUGGUUACCCUUUGAAUGUGCCUUUGUUCCUCUCUCUGCCUCAGGCCUUCCCCGUUCUGGUGGGGGACAUGGACAACAGCGGCAGCCUCAAUGCACAGAUCAUUCACCAGCUCACAAACAAAGUUCGCUCCAAGGUGGCCUUCCAGGUACUGAGUUGUUGGCUGAGCUCCUCCUCCUCCUCUUCUCCCUUCCCACAGGUCCUCCUGCUGCUGCCAUCUUUUUGCUGAUCCAGGCCUUGCAAUAUGCCCUGGGCCCUUUGGGUCACGGGGUAUGUUGCUGGCCUGUGAUUGAGGCUUGUAAAUAUCCCUCUUUUCCUGAUCACCUACGGCGAGCAGAAUUGCCUUCCGGUGACCAGGGAGGUGCCCUGCACUGCAAAACUAGAUUCCCAUUUAAUUUACGACUACCAACUGACUAAUCCCUGUCCAUUGCUUAGGAUUGGUUGAGGAGACUUUCUUACUUUAUUUUUAUAUUUUAAUUGCAGUGUCUCCCCCUCUUAGUCUGCUCUCUCCACCGUCCCUCUUUGAUUUGGGGAUUUGCAAGGGUGGGGAAAGGGAUUGGCCGUGGGAUUCCCUGUUGUAUGUCUUGAUAGCGAUUCAGCCUCUCGGCGUCUCCUCAGAGAAGGUGUAUCUGCCUGCAAGGCCAGGCUGUGUACUUGAGAUCUCUUAAUGCCUUGACAGUGGCUACCGACAACUGACUUCUUGCCCCAUGUGUCUCCCAGCACAUGGUGGUUCAUUGUGGCCCUUGCAUGUCAAAUUCCUUGUGCCAAACAAAUGUUUCUCCUCCCCCCGGCCAUCCAGACGCAGCAAUCAAAAUUCGUGAACUGGCAGGUGGAUGGGGAAUACCGGGGCGCAGACUUCACUGCAGCCGUCACGCUAGGGAACCCCGAUAUCUUAGUGGGUUCAGGUGAGAAAGCUCCCAUUCUCCUCUCCUCAUUAGACUGGCCUUUGGCGUGGGUCCCUCUGUCUUGAGGGUGUGAGCCACAUGGCUGUAUUUCUACCUGUCAGGUCCUGACCAAUCCCCUCUCCUCUCCGCCCCACAGGGAUCCUGGUAGCGCAUUACCUACAGAGCAUCACACCUUGCCUGGCGCUGGGUGGGGAGCUGGUAUACCAUCGCCGCCCGGGAGAGGAGGGAACCGUCAUGUCGCUUGCUGGGAAGUAUACAGGUACCGACACAGCCUGCCAGAUCCGCCCGCGAAACAGUUCCCGCAAAGCAUCUCAAAGCAGUUUCACUGUAAAAACAGUUUCAUACGUAAAAGCAGCACAGAUGCGGAAUGGUAUACAGAAUUUAGGGCCGAUUUGAACUGUUCUGCGUAUCUCACUGCUUGGCUCUCCUUGGCACCAGUGUACACACAGAGGAUUAGGGUUGUCUCUCAAAAACAGAGGCAGGAAGGAUUAGGCUGCAAUUUUCAACUCCUUUAAAGAAAAAAGAUAACAUUCCUGAUUCUCAACAUGCAAUUGGGGGUGGGGUGACCAGUGCUAGCUUGAAGAGCCAAGCCUUUGCAGGUUUACUUAAAGCGAUAAGCCUUGUUUGAUUUUUGUAGAGUUUUUAAAAAAAUUAUUUUACUCAUUUAUUGAAUUUAUAUACCGCCCUAUACCCGGAGAUCUCAUAGGACUUCAGCCUUUGACAUUCUGGGCACUGGGAAAUAAAAAUCAAACUAUGUCCACCACGCUUUUCCUUGGAGUUAUUACAUGAAUGAUGCCGAGAGGUCAAAUGCAGGAAAAUGGUGCUCUCUGUGGCUUUGAUGCAGUUGCUUAAAAAAUAUAAUAUGCUACAUCAUGUAUUUGAAAUGCCCCCUUUCUGCCUUGUUGGGCCCCUAAUGCUCAAAGUCUUUAAUCUUGCUGUGGGUCAGGGCGGGGCCAGGACAGAUGAACUCUGCUUGCCCACCAGGUCUAGUAUCCUAUUUCCAACAGUGGCAAACCAAACGCUGCCAGGAAGCCCAUAAGCAGGGUGCAAAGGCAAGAGGGCUCAUUAUUUUCUGGUUAAGAGUGUGGUGCUGAUAAUGCCAAGGUUUGCAGGUUCGAUCCCCGCGUGGGACAGCUGCGUAUUCCUGCGUUGCAGGGGGGUUAAACUAGAUUGGUGUUUCCCAGACUUGGGUCACCAGCUGUUUUCAGACUACAAUUCCCAUCAUCCCUGAUGACUGGUCCUGCCAGCUAGGGAUGAUGGGAGUUGUAGUCCGAAAACAGCCGGAGACCCAAGUUUGGGAAACAGUGGACUAGAAGAUCCACGGGGUCCCUUCCAACUCUGCAAUUCUAUGGUGGCUCCCUGUAGCUUGGAGGUGGGGAACCUCUGGCCCUCCGGGUGUUGCUACACCACAACUCAGAUGCCCGUUCUUGACUGUUGGCCGUGCUGCUGGGGGCCGAUUAGUGUUGGAGUCCCAGCAGCACCUACAACAGGGGUCAGCAAACUUUUUCAGCAGGGGGCCGAUCCACUGACCCUCAGACCUUGUGUGGGGCCGGACUAUAUUUUGGGGGGGAAAAUGAUACAAGAGCACCAUGAACCCCGGUGGCUACUUACCUGUGUCUUGCGAGCAGCAGAGGCUGAUGGCGGCGGGAUGAUGAGCGGCACACGAAAUGGCUCUGGAGAGAGGGGCUGCUUAAAAUGGCGGCUGCUCGAGUGCUGCUGCUGCUGCUGGCACCAACACAGCCCAGCCCCCUUCCUCCUCUAGGCAGGGCGGGGAGAAAGCAGGAGGAGGGAGGGACGAGGUGCCGCCAUCAUCGUUUGAGGGAGAGGGAAAGAGAGCGCGUGCUGGCAAUCCACACAGGGAUUCCCGGACUGUCCGUGGGCCAGAUUCAGAAGGCAAUUGGGCCUGAUCCGGCCCACAGGCCUUAGUUUGCCGACCUACGAGAUCACAGGCCUGCCACUCCUGUUUUUCCAGCUGCUAAGGACCAGUGACAGAUCCAUGGAGGAACAGGCCUGAUGUUUUCCGAAGGAGAGGCUGGGUUCCUGGGUUCUCAGCGAUUCUUUCUCUCUUUCCCCCCCUCAGCACCUAACUGGAUUGGGACUCUGACGCUAGGGCAGGCUGGAGCACACGCCACGUAUUACCACAAAGCCAGCGAUCAGGUUAGUGGCCGCUUGGAGAUGGUUUGUGGGGCCAAGAAUAAAGCAAGGAAAUACCUCUUGCCACGAAGUCUUCCUUCCUUGGACCACCUCCUCAUCCUCCUCCCUUUCUGUGUCCUUCCAGUUGCAAGUGGGGGUGGAGUUUGAAGCCAGCACCCGCAUGCAGGACACGAGCGUGACGUUUGGCUACCAGCUGGACCUCCCCAAAGCCAACCUACUUUUCAGAGGUAUGGCAUCCGUCUCCAUCCCGGUUUAGACCGCAUGUUUCUACCCAUGGAUAAUGAGGCGUGGUGGGGAGACCUGCGUCUUGAGAGUUUCCCUUUUUGCUUCAGUUUUGAAUAUGCUGAUUCCUGGCUAGCUGGCACCCGCCGUGUGGAACGCCCUCCCAUCGGAUGUCAAGGAGAUAAACAAUUAUACAACUUUUAGAAGACUUCUGAAGGCAGCCCUGUUUAGGGAGGUUUUUAAUAUUUGAGGUUUUAUCAUAUUCUGUUGGGAUCUGCCCAGAGUGACUGGGGAAACCUAGCCAGAUGGCCAGGGUAUAAAUUAUUAUUAUUAUUAUGGCACGGCUCUGGGCAGAAAGGACCCCAGGCAGCCUCUGACUGCAAAUAAAUGUAUGAACAUGAUGCCAGAGAGAGAGCGAGGGAGGGACACACAAAUCCACGCAGACAAAAUACAGUUUAGGCCCGCCUCGUUCUGCCGGCCAGCCUCCACCGCUUCUGACCACGGCUUUCACCCUUCUCCCUUCAGGCUCCGUCGACAGCAACUGGAUCGUAGGAGCAGCCCUGGAGAAGAAACUCCUCCCCCUGCCCCUCACGUUGGCGAUGGGCGCCUUCCUCAACCACCGCAAGAACAAAUUCCAGUGUGGUUUCGGCCUGACCAUUGGCUAA
Podarcis lilfordi (Lilford's wall lizard) is the source of this 24803-nucleotide messenger RNA. Lineage: Eukaryota; Metazoa; Chordata; Lepidosauria; Squamata; Lacertidae. The record is from the annotation of a GenBank genome assembly.